Messenger RNA from Emiliania huxleyi CCMP1516, 873 nucleotides. RefSeq lists its product as hypothetical. The record is from RefSeq and is a predicted model, not a curated record. The transcript has a single exon. The annotation marks the transcript as partial. Lineage: Eukaryota; Haptophyta; Isochrysidales; Noelaerhabdaceae.
AUGUCCAUCGAGGCGUCCGCCCUCGCCCUGUACGGCGCUGUCAACGUCGGCGUCUACGCCUUCGGCGCCGCCUUCCUCGUAUCGCGCCACCGGCCUCUCGCCGAUCAGCGUCGCCAGCUCUCGUGGCUGCUCACGACAUUCGCGGCGCUCGUCGUCACGGUCGUCGGCAGUUACUACGCGUUCGGCGCUUGGUGGCAGGGCGUGUCCAGCGCGGUGGAGCUGUACCGCCCGAGCGACCCGAUGCAGUGGCUGCGUCCCAGCGGCGGCGGCGCACCCGAGGAGCCAGUCUCGCGCCAUUUGUGCCUCUUCUUCCUCGCCUACUGUGGCGUCGACUCGGUGCUGGGGGCGCUGCACUACCCAGAGCAGAUCGACGUCGGCUACUACCACCACGCCCUGUACUCAGUGCUGCUGUGCUACCUGCUCCACACGCGCCAGACGCUGCUGUUCGCCGUCUGCGGCGUCGAGGAGCUGCCGACGCUGCUCGUCGGAGGCAACCACCUACUGGGCGACGGCGGCAACCCGCGCUUCGGAGUCGGCGUCGUCUUUUUCCUCACCCGCGUCUCGUACCACUGCUGGAUCACCGCGCGCGCGCUCGACCGGCUCGAUCCGCUGCUGUACUGGGUGAGCAGUGUGCUCCUCAUCACGCACGUCGGCUGGUUCCAGUCGUACCUCGCCAAGGGCUCGCUGCCCUCGAAGCGGCAGAGCCGCGCCGCCGCGCGAGUCGCUACGGGUGGCUCGACCGGCAUGCAGGGCGGUGCAUCCGCCGGCCCGCUGCACGAGCGCGCGCUCUGGUCGAUGGCGACGCGCCACCUGCUCGUCUUUGUGGCGAUGCUGGUCGGGCAGGCGCUCCUGCACUCGACGCUCACCGCGCGC